GGGUGCCGGCCGCCGUCUCUGCACCGCGAGCUUUCAGGUCUCUGCAGCGCGCACCGCUCCCGCGCCAGCGCCUAGCGCCCUCACCUCUCCCAGCCGGCACCAUGCGCGAGAUCGUGCACAUCCAGGCGGGCCAGUGCGGCAACCAGAUCGGGGCCAAGUUCUGGGAGGUGAUCAGUGAUGAGCAUGGCAUUGACCCCACUGGCAGUUACCAUGGAGACAGCGACUUGCAGCUGGAGAGAAUCAACGUGUACUACAACGAGGCCGCUGGUAACAAGUAUGUACCUCGCGCCAUCCUGGUGGACCUGGAGCCUGGCACGAUGGACUCGGUGAGGUCGGGACCCUUUGGCCAGAUCUUCAGGCCAGACAACUUUGUGUUCGGCCAGAGUGGUGCUGGGAACAACUGGGCCAAGGGCCACUACACAGAGGGUGCUGAGCUGGUGGACUCCGUCCUGGACGUGGUGAGGAAGGAGUCGGAAAGCUGUGACUGUCUCCAGGGCUUCCAGCUGACCCAUUCUCUGGGGGGCGGCACCGGCUCGGGGAUGGGCACCCUGCUCAUCAGCAAGAUCCGCGAGGAGUACCCCGACCGCAUCAUGAACACCUUCAGCGUCAUGCCCUCGCCCAAGGUGUCUGACACCGUGGUGGAGCCCUACAACGCCACCCUCUCAGUGCACCAGCUGGUGGAGAACACAGAUGAGACCUACUCCAUCGACAACGAGGCCCUGUAUGACAUCUGCUUCCGCACCCUCAAGCUGACCACACCCACCUACGGUGACCUCAACCACCUGGUGUCGGCCACCAUGAGCGGGGUGACCACCUGCUUGCGCUUCCCGGGCCAGCUGAAUGCUGACCUGCGCAAGCUGGCCGUGAACAUGGUGCCCUUCCCGCGCCUGCACUUCUUCAUGCCCGGCUUCGCACCCCUCACCAGCCGGGGCAGCCAGCAGUACCGCGCCCUGACGGUGCCCGAGCUCACCCAGCAGAUGUUCGACUCCAAGAACAUGAUGGCCGCCUGCGACCCACGCCACGGCCGCUACCUCACGGUGGCUGCCAUCUUCCGCGGCCGCAUGUCCAUGAAGGAGGUGGACGAGCAGAUGCUCAACGUGCAGAACAAGAACAGCAGCUACUUCGUGGAGUGGAUUCCCAACAACGUGAAGACGGCCGUGUGCGACAUCCCACCGCGCGGCCUCAAGAUGUCAGCCACCUUCAUCGGCAACAGCACGGCCAUCCAGGAGCUGUUCAAGCGCAUCUCGGAGCAGUUCACGGCCAUGUUCCGGCGCAAGGCCUUCCUGCACUGGUACACGGGCGAGGGCAUGGACGAGAUGGAGUUCACCGAGGCCGAGAGCAACAUGAACGACCUGGUGUCUGAGUACCAGCAGUACCAGGAUGCCACGGCCGACGAACAGGGGGAGUUCGAGGAGGAGGAGGGCGAGGACGAGGCUUGAGAACUUUUGAAGUAACUCUGCAUCCUUAGUGAACUUUUGUCCUCUAGCAUGGUCUCUUUGUAUCCUAUGGUGCUCAGUUUGCCUCUGUCAGAGAUUUACUGUUGAUGUAAUAACGUGGAUCUCCUCUCAGAAUCAGUGUUGUCCAAGAUAUCUAUACUAAUAAAGCAUGUGUAUAAGACCUUGU
Octodon degus (degu) is the source of this 1623-nucleotide messenger RNA. Its product is annotated as tubulin beta-2A chain. Gene Ontology annotation, molecular function: structural constituent of cytoskeleton; GTP binding; GTPase activity. Lineage: Eukaryota; Metazoa; Chordata; Mammalia; Rodentia; Octodontidae. Gene Ontology annotation, cellular component: cytoplasm; microtubule. Bases 102 to 1439 code for a protein of 445 amino acids. The transcript is spliced from 4 exons. Gene Ontology annotation, biological process: microtubule cytoskeleton organization; neuron migration; mitotic cell cycle. The record is from RefSeq and is a predicted model, not a curated record.